Varanus komodoensis (Komodo dragon) is the source of this 2436-nucleotide messenger RNA. Its product is annotated as platelet glycoprotein IX-like. The record is from RefSeq and is a predicted model, not a curated record. Bases 191 to 814 code for a protein of 207 amino acids. The transcript is spliced from 3 exons. NCBI's taxonomy places the organism in Eukaryota, Metazoa, Chordata, Lepidosauria, Squamata, Varanidae.
GCUGGACUUCAGAAAAAACACAGCUCUUGUAUUUGGUCCAUUGCUGCAAGUAGACACUUCAGUGGAAAGCAGUCAGCACCUAUUUAAAAGGGAAAUAAGCAUAUUCUGCAUGGUAGAGCUGGCUGCUUCAACUUUCAGCAAAUGAAAGACUGUUUCCACUUCCCCAGGAUUUCAUAACCUCAGCUACAGUAUGGACAAGGUAACGAUUACUGCUGCCAAAGGACUAGUCCUAUUACUACUACUGGCCACUGGCCACGCCAUAUCUUGCCCUCCGUGCUCCUGCGAGCCACUUGAAGAAUUGUGGGGUUGGGCAGUAAACUGCAGUUCUAUGGGACUGAAGGAAGUUCCUCCCCUGUUUCCUAACAUCAGAAUUCUUCAGAUGCAAAACAACAGCUUGACUACGGUCCUUCCUGGUGCAUUGGAUGGCCUAACCAAUGUGAAGGAGAUGGAUUUCUCUAACAACCCGUGGCACUGUGACUGCUCUAUUUUAUAUCUCAAGAGGUGGAUGGAAGACAUCAGCCAAGCAUCCUUGGACAAGGUGAUAUGUGCAACUCCAGCUGCCCUAAAGACGAGAUCACUGAGCCAGAUCCAUGGGAGUGAACUGGAUGGAUGCAGAAAGCCUCUCCGCAUCAAAUGCCUUGAUUUCAUGCUCAGGGACCUUUUUCUGAUUUGUGCAGCAAUCAUUACCUUAAUUUUUGCAUUAUGCAUUCUGCAAUACUCAAAAAGGUUAGCCUCCCAAGCUGCCAGAAGGCCACAUUCCUCUGAAAUUCCACUGCUGCAGGUUCAUGACCUGGAAAAUCGGAAGUCAAAAUGAGAUACUGCAGUGACUUAAAGUUUGAUCCAAUGCACGUUGAGAUGGAAAGGGGGUGUGCUGAGGCAUGCUGGGAAUCAUCAACCCAGUUUCUGCCUAAAUAGACAUAGGUUUGUGACUUUAAGGAUGUGGCUCUUCUCUGUUUCUCAGAAAAGUAAUACAUACUUACUGUCACUGGCAUAAAGCCAAUGACAGUUGAGUCCUGUUGAUUGCAAAGAUUGUUUGGUAGUCAAUUAAUCAGGUAUGUGUUAAUAUUACAGCAUGGGGUAAUAGAAAUGCGCUUGCAUACACCACAGCUUCUGCCGCUGUGACACUCAGCCAUAUAAACAUUUGCAACAAGACUCAAAAAUACCCGUGCUAUGCGAACUUUGAUGGAAGACUCAGUCUCAAAACAGCAUUGUUAUGUUAAGGCAGGAGUCCUCAAACUUUUUCACCAGGGGGCCAGUGGAAGGAUGCUGGUGCUGGGCGCAGGCCGGAAAGGUGGUGCCGGCGGGGCGCGUGGGCGCUAAGGCGGGGGCGGGCUGUGUGGGCGCGCGCAGAAAGGGGAGGUGAGGCAAGGCGGGGACGGGCAUGUGCCCUGAUGCAGAGGUGGGCGCGCGAUGCAGCAGCUCGCUCGCUUGGAGAUCGUUUUCUCCUAGCGAGUCCAAACAACCUCCUCACGAGCAAGCCUCUGCCUCCCCACGUGGGGGGUGAGGUGGGCAGCAGUGGGUGCACAUGGUGCGCGGACUCGCACGCGGCAUGUUGAAAACCUCUGAGGUGGGCUGGAUAAAUGGCCAUGGCGGGCCAGAUCCGGCCCCUGGGCCGUAGUUUGAGGACCCGUGUGUUAAGGGCUGGAUCAAGUCUCUGUCUCACAAAAGGAAGGAGCUUCAACAAGAUUUCCCUAUCAAAUACCUGGGAUCUCUCUUCUGCGCCCCCCCCCCACUAGUCAGCCUAUGCAGUGGGCUAUCUUGUCUCUCUGUGUAGCAAAGAUAGACUCUCAGGGGACGGGAGGGGGAUGCAUUGGGAAGGGGGGGCAGGGAGUCCACUUUCACCAGUCUAAAUUUCUAUCUGAUUUGGAACAAUUCAAGAGCAAAUUAAAGUGGAUACAAGGCCCAAGAAUUUAGAAGUUUAAAUUCACACACUCUUGCCUAAAAAUGAUCAGGACUUGAGGGUUCACAUGUGUUCACGAGUAACUCUAUUGUUUAACUUCUGUGCUAUAACAAACUGUUUUAUGAUCCAAUCAAAACUCUGAUCUAACAAUAAGUGAAUAUCUGAGAUAGGAUAUAUGUACUCAUUCUGUAGCAUUAUAAAAAGUAUUUUAUAGCUUUACUAAUAUAUUUAGAAUAGGGAAUAUACAGUUCAUAUUUACUAUGGGAAAUGUUUGACUUUUAACACUGGGCACUUCAGCAAAGGGAUGACUGAAUUUCAUGGCUGAAUUUCAUAGUCCUUUGCAUAUUGUUGAUAUAUACAAUAGUGAUUUUUCUCACUAUAGUAUUGGCUAUGAAUUGUAGAGUUGCAACUUUGCUUCAAGCCACCAUACUGACUUCAUUAGGAUUCACUAGGAUGCUUUUGGUUAUUUAGCAGGAUAUAAAUCAUUAACCGCUGUGCAAAGGGUGUAUUGAUUUAAAUAAGAUAUGCAGAUUGCU